Amorphotheca resinae ATCC 22711 is the source of this 1149-nucleotide messenger RNA. RefSeq lists its product as hypothetical. The coding region runs from base 1 to 1149 and encodes 382 amino acids. The record is from RefSeq and is a predicted model, not a curated record. NCBI's taxonomy places the organism in Eukaryota, Fungi, Ascomycota, Leotiomycetes, Helotiales, Amorphothecaceae. The transcript is spliced from 4 exons.
AUGGCUUGCCUUUCUCUUAUCUCAGCAUCUGCAAACUACAGCGUCCAGCUGAUGGAAGAUUUGGCCCCAUCUGACUGGUCGGCGGAAGAGUGGGCUGCCGCCGCAGAUACGGUGAUUGGGAAGACACAAGCUCAUAUCAUUUCUGAUCUGAUUGAAGAUCUGGGAAUCAAGCUCCAAGUCACCGAGGAGAGUAUUCGACAACGUAUCGACGAAGAGCGAGGUGCAUUAGGAUUGAAGCCACUUCCACCUCACGAAGACAAGCCGGGUCCGUUCCAUUACCUCAAGAAGAAAGAGGACUCGUCAGAGGAGGAUCAAGAUUACUCGAGCUACCUCCCCCCGGGAUGGACGGAAGAAAAAUACAAGACGUACAGCGAUCAAGAAGCGAGAGAAUUGCCCGACGACGUACGAGACAAACUCUUCAAACGCCAGUCGCAAGAACUAAACCCUGGCUACUUUGCCGGAUUGCCAAAGAAAGUUCUGAACAACAUCACGAGCACCUUACACGAGUACGCACGCCAGCAACUAGGGGUCCCAGAGGGUGUCAGAGCCUAUAAAAGGGAAAUAGCGCCUCUUGUCCAGGUUUUCUCAUUACAGAACCAUGAGAACUUUGGCUUCAUCCUCUGCAUGCCCUCCCAUGUCGACGAGGAGGCCUUGCACGAAUUCGUGGAGACGCUCGACAUGAUUAACGCGGCGCAGCUCCAGAAUUUUAUGGAGGGCACUGGGCUCGAGAAUAUCGAAGGUAGAUUCAUGAUGCCGCUCGACGCCGAGAUUGGCAAGAACGCCAAAGAUAUCAGCGCCGAAGAUUGUAGACAGCGAUAUCGACUAGUGAGAAAGGAGGGUGGUCUUCCGUCUGGUCUGGAUACCGGCAUUGUCUUGAUGGCGGAUAAGGAAGCUAUUCAGUCACUCACGGAAUUCAGCAUGGAUAAUCCGGCUCAUGUCUGGGCUGUGGAUUUGGACUUCGAUCCAGAGAAGAACACGUAUCCAGAAGGAUACGAUGGGACCUUCGAAGUUAGGUGCCAUGCCUUGCUGCAUCAUCUGUAUGUGGCAGUGGGCAGUGGACUGAUGACGCCGGUGGAGGUUUGGGGGUUGCUGCAGAGAAGAAACGUACCGAUCGUUGAUGCAGAGAUGAUACAUCAUAAUGAACUGUAG